Molecule: messenger RNA, 640 nt
Organism: Drosophila elegans
Lineage: Eukaryota; Metazoa; Arthropoda; Insecta; Diptera; Drosophilidae
Product: acyl-coenzyme A thioesterase 13
Exons: 3
Coding region: 125-556 (143 amino acids)
Molecular function (GO): fatty acyl-CoA hydrolase activity
Source: RefSeq, a predicted model, not a curated record
GUUUAUUCCUAGAAGGUAUUACGUUCAUCUGAGCUAUUUAAAUUUGAUUUCCGAAACUAUUUCGCCUCUAAUUUCUGACUAGAAGCUAAAGGAUAGUCGUUGGAACAACAACCAUCCGCAUAAAAUGGGAACCCGUAAAAAAGGAUUGGAAUUCGCUAAACACAUCACGGAGAUCAUCACCAAAUCCACGGGCUUUGAAAGUCACCUACAGAAGAUUAAGAUUUUGGAUGGCGGCGAUGGAGCCUGUACUGCCGAACUGAAAGUGGACCUGGAUCAUGUGAACUUGUAUAAGUUUAUGCAUGGUGGCUAUAUCAUGACCCUGGUGGACAUGGUAACCACCUAUGCCCUGAUGUCCAAACCCUGUCAUCCCGGAGUUUCGGUGGAUCUCAGUGUAAAUUUCUUGAAUGGUGCCAAACUGGGUGACGAUGUGGUGAUUCAGGCCAAUCUUUCGAAGGUGGGAAAGUAUUUGGCCUUCAUCGACUGUACGCUGAAGCACAAAAAAGAUGACACUGUCAUAGCCAAGGGAACCCAUCUGAAAUACAUCAAAUUUGACUAAGUCAAGGAGGUUCCUUAGAUGAUAAUAUUAAAUUGUUGGACACUUAGGAAGCUACUUUAAUAAAGUGUUAUUUUUCUUUAAAAA